Ilyonectria robusta is the source of this 1197-nucleotide messenger RNA. RefSeq lists its product as uncharacterized. NCBI's taxonomy places the organism in Eukaryota, Fungi, Ascomycota, Sordariomycetes, Hypocreales, Nectriaceae. The record is from RefSeq and is a predicted model, not a curated record. Bases 1 to 1197 code for a protein of 398 amino acids. The transcript has 2 exons.
AUGGCGUCCGGCAAAGCUUCACAGCAGAGGCAUCAGCAGAAUGCCCUGGCGCAGCGCAACUAUCGCGCACGGCAGAGAGAGAGGAGAAGGAUAUUAGAAAAUCUAGCCAUCUCUAGCCUGAGAUUGCCAGCUCCCCUGGUCUACCCACAGCCGCCUUCUCCAUGGAAUCAUCGAGAACAGGCUGACAGACCUGCUCAGCAGACGACAUGCACCGUCUCUGCUGCCCAUGUCGAUAUUACUCUUGGCCAUCUGAACAUCGGGCCGGGCUUUACCGCCUCGGAUUUCUUUUCCUGCAUCGGAUCGUACCCCGAGCGGGAACGUCACAACUUUUUCAUGCUGAUGACCAAAGAGUUGUUUGGCGUUCGGGACAUUAUCAAGUACGGGCUUAUCUUCUUAGGGUAUCCUGUGAGUUCUUCACUUUACAACAACGCCAUGCUUGUUUCAAUGGGCCAAUGGCUGGAAGAUAUUCAACAAAGCCUGGGAUACGUUGAUUUUACAGCAGCAAUUCAAGCCGGCAUCAGCGUUUUUGGAAAGUUGAACGUGCCCUCGGAACAUAAUUCUAGGAUUCACGAGAUCGUUGCAUCCCCUCUAUGCCGGGGUCGUAUUGACGUGGUCACUGAUUGCAUCCUACUAUCAAGAGUCUCUUUUGUGUCGGCUGUCUUCAUGAACGCAUUGCACCUGGGCAUAUCAUGGCACGAUCUCAUCACUUUUACAUCGGAAUCUCCUUUUUUUCGCCUGGGAAAGCAGCUCAUGUUGAGGAACGGCUUCGAGAAAGAUGCACCGGUCCUGGAAAUAGCCGAUCAAGCUGCACAAAUACGACUGAACUUUGGAGACUAUUUCAAGGGAAUACCGCCUGACCUCGUACCCACAGACGUGCAGCUCACCGUGCCACACCACCCGACAUUAGACACGAUCCCAUGGCCAGGUUUCCGCUCCAAGGUAAUUGCUGCGGUACACUCAGAUCCCCCGCUAAUUGACAGAGAAGAUUUCUGUCUCGACUUAUUGAAUGAUGGGCUCCGUUGUUGGGGCGUUGCCAAUGGCGAAUCUUUGCCCUCAGCAGCACCUUGGGAUGCUCGGAACUGGGAAGCUGCCCCGUGGUUUCUCGAGAAAUGGGAACAUGUCAUCGGUGGGAGAGAUGGGGAGGAGUGGAAGAUGAGUGCUUGGUGGUGGUCUAUGUGUGCUAGAGUAAAUGGAUAA